Molecule: messenger RNA, 1451 nt
Organism: Cottoperca gobio
Lineage: Eukaryota; Metazoa; Chordata; Actinopteri; Perciformes; Bovichtidae
Gene: echdc2
Product: enoyl CoA hydratase domain containing 2
Exons: 11
Coding region: 70-1053 (327 amino acids)
Biological process (GO): fatty acid beta-oxidation
Cellular component (GO): mitochondrion
Molecular function (GO): catalytic activity
Source: RefSeq, a predicted model, not a curated record
GAAACCUUCACCUGACUUCCUGCAACUUUCCAGGACUACAUAUAUGCUUCUGAAAACUAAACAGCAAGCAUGGCAACACUGCUUCGCAGACUGGCAGGGCCCGGGUGGUUGGGAGUGAUUCUGCGGGAAACGCACGGCCGAUCUUCACAUCUGAUUCCCCGGGACGGAUCGCGACUGCUGGCCGGUGGCGGUCGCCCUCUGACGGCGUACAGUCGCCCACACAGCCGCAGACAGCACACAAAGGCGGCAGAUCCACCAGAGGUGGUUUUAAAGCGGUUAGAGGGGGAAGACAAUGGGAUAGUGGAGGUGUUGAUGUGCCGACCCAAGGCAAGAAACGCUCUGGGUUAUGUGUUCGUGUCAGAGAUGAAGCUGCUGAUGUACAGGCUGUCCCAUGACUCAGCAGCUCGUGUGGUUGUCUUCAGGAGUUUAGUGCCAGGUGUUUUCUGUGCAGGUGCAGACCUGAAAGAGAGAGCUCUGAUGAACCUCACUGAGUCUGAUCAGUUUGUUCACGGCCUGCGAUCUCUCAUGACUCAGAUAGCAUCGUUGCCCAUGCCGACCAUCGCAGCGAUGGACGGCGUUGCCCUGGGAGGCGGGCUGGAGUUGGCCUUGGCCUGUGACCUCCGCACUGCUGCAUAUUCGGCACAGAUGGGCCUGAUUGAGACGACACGAGGGCUGCUCCCAGGGGCGGGGGGCAGUCAGCGGUUGCCGCGGAUGAUCGGCAUGACUCUGGCCAAAGAGCUCAUCUUCACAGGUAAGCGUGUGGGAGGGCAGACAGCUCUGGAGAUGGGGCUCGUAAACAGUGCUGUAGAACAGAACCCGACAGGAGACGCUGCCCACAGAGAAGCGCUCAGCCUGGCCAGAGAGAUACUGCCCCAGGCUCCUAUGGCUGUGCGGCUGGCUAAAGAGGCAAUGGACCAAGGCAUUGAGGUUGACAUGACUUCAGCAAUGGUAAUAGAGAGGAUGUGUUAUGCUCGGGUCAUCCCCACGGAGGACAGAAAAGAGGGUAUGGCUGCCUUCAUAGAGAAGAGACCCCCGCGGUACACCGGGAAAUAAACUCUCUUUGACGAUCGAAUGUCUCACACUGCUCUCCACAACCUCAUGUCUGAUAGACAAUUAACACCUAUUGAUUUUGUGUAUGCAUCCCAGACAGCAUCAAUACAUUAGAUAAGGUCGACAUUAGUGGAGACUGUUUGACUUUGUGACGUUCAGGAUGAGACUGACCAAGAGAGAUUUUUAUUUAAUUAAUAUUAAGAAUUAUGACAAAUGUAUUUGCUGUAUUUUGCUCACACGUUCCACACUUGUUAGUGUCGUUUUUGGAAUAAAAAGGCAACACAAGUGUCAUUUUAUGGGAAUGUAAAUUCUUUAAUUUCCAAACUACACAUGGCAGUCAGAGCAGACGUACGGUAUCUUGUUGUUUUGUAUCUUCCGUCUGAAUUAAACUCUUGUGAAAA